Spodoptera litura is the source of this 2322-nucleotide messenger RNA. RefSeq names its product NAD-dependent protein deacylase sirtuin-2 (gene Sirt2). Gene Ontology annotation, molecular function: histone deacetylase activity, NAD-dependent; NAD+ binding. Gene Ontology annotation, cellular component: nucleus. The record is from RefSeq and is a predicted model, not a curated record. NCBI's taxonomy places the organism in Eukaryota, Metazoa, Arthropoda, Insecta, Lepidoptera, Noctuidae.
UCGAGAAUGCGCCUUCAUUAUCUGUCAAAUAAACCGUGGCAAAAGUGGACAAAGGUUUCGAGUCGCAAUUUCAUUUAUUUACGCAAAAUGUCUGCAAAUUCUCCGCCUGGAAAGAGUGAUGGGGAUGACCCUGUGGAUCAGUGUGUGCCGAGCGUCCCGCCAAAUCCUGUGGAGAGCUUAGGAGCUCGUAUUAGGGACUUGGAUGUUGAUUCCAUUCGUCGGUAUUUGGCACAAAAACUCGGAUUUUACGAGCCGCCAGAAACAAGCGCGCCUGUUGAUCAGGUCUUGGAUGAAGUCAACUUAGACGGCAUUGUGAAAUGGAUUAAAAGUGAACGAUGCAAAAAUAUAAUCACUCUGGCCGGGGCGGGUAUUUCAACAUCGGCAGGCAUCCCGGACUUCCGUAGCCCAGAAACAGGUCUCUACCACAACCUUCAAAAAUAUGAUCUUCCGGAACCACAGGCUAUAUUUGAGAUAAAUUUCUUCAGACAGAAUCCCAAGCCAUUCUUUAUGCUAGCCAAGGAAUUGUAUCCCGGAAGCUUCAAACCAACAAUCUCACAUUAUUUCAUAAGGCUUUUACAUGAAAAAGGUCUAUUACUUCGCCACUACACCCAAAACAUAGACACUUUGGAGCGAGGAGCUGGCAUUCCUGAGGAGAAACUAGUGGAGGCUCACGGCACCUUCUACACUUCACACUGUCUCGACUGCCGCAAGGAAUAUAAUCUUGAAUAUGUCAAAGAGCGUAUAUUUGCGGAUCAAAUCCCAAUCUGCACGGAUUGCCCAGGCGUCGUGAAGCCAGACAUAGUGUUCUUUGGAGAGAGCCUGCCUGACCGGUUCCAACGGUGUCUGCAGGAAGACUUCCAGCAAUGUGACAUGCUCAUCAUCAUGGGUUCCUCGCUUGAAGUCCAGCCUUUUGCCUCACUUAUUGAUAUGGUUCCGGACUGGUGUCCCCGGCUGCUGAUAAACCGUGAGAAGGCAGGAGUAAGGUCUCCGUUACUGCGUCUGUGGGGAGUGAUGAGCGGAGGCCUGCAGUUGGAUGAGGAUGCUGUACGGGAUGUAGCCCGCCUUGGAGACUGUGAUGAUGGAUGCCAGGAUCUCGCUGAUAGACUCGGAUGGGGGGAUGAGCUUCGCGCGUUAGUAGCGAGCGACCACGCGCGUUUGGAUCUCGCUAAUGCUUUGUCUACGCCCCAUGCGUCGUGCGUGCCACCUACCCCGACACCCCUGCUCACACCGCCAGCAGACCCCAAACUAUGAGUACAGACUUAAACUUUAUUAGGUCUUUAUCUAUGAAAUUACCGAAAAAAGAAUGCAAUUUCAUCGAUAUAACCUAUUAUUUAUUACAUUAGUUAAACGGCCUGCUUCACUUAAUAACAGUCUAAAAGUAUAAUUAAUUAUAUUAUACAACUAUAGCUAUCUAAAUUGAAAUUGUUUAUUGACCAUAUACACCAAUAAAAUAAAAAAGUACGAAAUGUACCAUUGCUGAUGAAUUUUAAUUCACAUCUACUAUGACAAAAUUAUUAUAAAAUAGAAAUCUCUGGGAUAGAAAAGACUGUGCGUAUUAUUUUUAAUCGAUAAAUCACUUCUUAGUUUUUUUAUUUAUGCUUAUGGAAUGUAUAUGGAAUUUCAUUAAUAAACAGUGAAGUAGGCCUCAUGGGUAACUGGAUUUUAGAAUGUAAACUUUUGUUUUCAGUCAGAUAUGAGUUAAAUAAAUAAUAAAAAACAAUAUUUUCCUUGCUAAAGAGAAAAUAUUGAACGAGAAAAAAUUGUAAACUGACUUAAAAUCCAAAAAUAUAAUGCUUAUGGAUUUAUUUUUUUAAAAGAUCCAUAAGAACUAGGUACUUACCAUAGUUGUGAUCGAAAUGGACUUAUCAUUGACAUUUUUAAUUUAUUGUUUUUAUUUUUAUUCAACAUAAUUAUUAUUCCAGAUUGAUACAAAUUAGAAAAGUAGGUAGAGAGGCUGUAGGUAUACCUUUAACUUGUGCCUCAAAAAGUAAUUUAUUUACGGUUUUUAGUUAUUUAUUUUUUAUUUAUUGCAGUUACAUUUUGGGUUAGCAGUUUUCAUGGAUUUAAAUACGUUUUAUUUGAUAUUGCAUGUUGUUUAGUUUCGACAUUAAUAAGUUACCAAUAGGAAUGGGCUUCCCGACUUAACAACAUCCAAAUUUUUAUGUAUUUAGUAGAUUUCCGAGUACCAAUUUUUUAUAGGCUACCAAAAUUUUUAGUGGGUUACGCUGAAAUAUUGAAACGUCACUGAAUUUUAAGUCGCGCUUAAAUAUAGUUCAGAGGCCUUAGUAGUUUGUUUUAAGUUUAAAGUAUUCGUAACGAGUA